UAGCCUCAUGAAGCAGCAUAAAUCACCAGUGAUAGACGUCGUGCUGACAGCAAGUUGGAUUCACUUGUCCACACUGAUUUCUCAUACAAUAUCUCAUACAAAUUUUGCAAUAAUAUCGCAAUGCCUCAUCACGCCGUCGAACAUGACAACACUGAGCCAGCAUUGGCCAGUAAAGAAGCUACGCCAGUAGAGAUCCACCAGUACUCAGAUGAUUAUGAGAAUGGCACGAUAGAGGUCAAAGACAUUGCUGGCACCAAUGAUAUGGGAGCUCACAUGUUCACCGAGGCGGCCAACUAUGAUUCUCCUGAAACGGAGCAUGAGAAAAAUAUCGUGAAGCGAAGACUCGAUCGUACUAUGCUACCCAUUCUUAUGUUCUCAUUUACGUUGCAAUUCUUGGACAAAUUGAGUCUCAACUACGGAUCGGCCUAUACACUGGUCCAAGACUUGAACCUCGUCGGAACUCAGUACUCGACAGUUGCUUCGGCGUACAGUUAUGGCAUCGUAAUAUGGGCCGUACCCGCUAAUUAUCUCAUCCAAAAAUAUCCAGUCUCGAAGUAUACUGGCUUCAUGAUAUUCAUCUGGGGUGCUCUCAUCCUCAGUGCUGCUGCGACUAAGAACUUCGGUGGCAUCUUCGCCGUGAGACUCAUUCUCGGCAUGGCUGAGGCGAAUAUGACGCCGGCUUACAUGUUGAUCACGUCGAUGUUUUACAAGCGGGAAGAACAGCCCUUUCGGUUUUUCCUGUAUGUCGCCAUGAAUGGAGUUGCAACUAUGCUUGGUUCUCUCUUCGCGUUUGGGCUAGGUCAUGUGAAUCAUACCAUGCUCGCAUCGUGGCAGCUCAUGUUUCUAAUUAUUGGUGCACUCAAUGUCGUUUGGGCUGCCGUCUUUCUUUUAUUGGUACCUGAUACACCAAUGCAAACUAGUUGGCUCACACCCAAGGAACGCGUUCUGGCCGUCAGUCGAACCUCCGAAAACAUGAUUGGCGUGAGAGGCACCAAACUCAAAGCAUACCAAGUGAAGGAAGCUCUAAUGGACCCAAAAACCUGGAUAAUGGCUGUCGCGGGUGCAGCACUAGGAGUAAUGAGCGGCGGCCUUGGAAAUUUUCUAUCGGCUUUGACCAAAGGCUUUGGAUUUACUGGCCUCAAUGCUACGCUUCUGCAGCUACCAACUGGUGCUAUUGAAGUUAUUGUCCUGCCUAUCGCUGGUUGGGUGGCGUCCAGGUAUCCCGAUGUUAGGUGCGUAACCUACGCUGGCUUUUCGUUGAUUGCCCUGGGAGGUUUCAUGGGCACUCGAUUCACCCCACACAAGAAUCGUUGGCAGCUAGUCGGAAGCUCUUGGCUCUUCUAUACAAGCGCUAUUGGCUCAGUGGCUUGCUAUAAUCUCCUUGCUACCAACUUCGCCGGGCAUACCAAGCGCAGUACAGUCAAUGCAAUCUGGUUCAUGGUGUGGAACGCCAGCUCCAUCGCCGGUACCUACCUGUUCUUUCCCCACGAAGCACCCCGGCAUCUUAGCGCUAUAACUUCGCUCAUAGUCUGCCAAUCCGCCUUCAUCGUUUCCGUCCUUGUUCUUCGACAAUACAUGUCUUGGGAGAACAAAAAGCGCGAUAAGGAGAUGGCCGCCUUGGGCCUUUCCCGGAAGGCAGUAUUUGAGGAGGCAAUUCGUCUCAGGUUCCUGGACAAGGCGGACAUUGAGAAUCAAUAUUUCAGAUACGGGCUCUAG
Aaosphaeria arxii CBS 175.79 is the source of this 1716-nucleotide messenger RNA. RefSeq names its product allantoin permease. Gene Ontology annotation, biological process: transmembrane transport. Gene Ontology annotation, molecular function: transmembrane transporter activity. Gene Ontology annotation, cellular component: membrane. The coding region runs from base 121 to 1716 and encodes 531 amino acids. The transcript is spliced from 3 exons. Lineage: Eukaryota; Fungi; Ascomycota; Dothideomycetes; Pleosporales. The record is from RefSeq and is a predicted model, not a curated record.